This is a messenger RNA of Patella vulgata (common limpet), 3230 nucleotides long. RefSeq lists its product as uncharacterized. The record is from RefSeq and is a predicted model, not a curated record. The transcript has 16 exons. NCBI's taxonomy places the organism in Eukaryota, Metazoa, Mollusca, Gastropoda, Patellidae. Bases 19 to 3180 code for a protein of 1053 amino acids. Gene Ontology annotation, molecular function: endo-1,3(4)-beta-glucanase activity.
CUUGUUGAAAUCCAUAUAAUGAAGAGGUCGAGAGUAACUGGGACUAGUGCCUUUGUUUUACUGUUAUGUCUGUAUAGUCAACACGUGUCUGCAGCAUUACCGGGAAAUUGUGUACACCUUGAAGAUAAGCCCCUGGAUACAACAGAUCCAAUUACCAUAUUUGGUGCUAACAAUGAGCUUGAAGGUCGUGCUAAACCAACCAGAACCGGCAAUCUCAGACGGUCUAGAGCUCUACCUACUGGACACUUUGCAACUAAUCACAUCAAGCCAAACUCAAUUCCUUUAAGACUCUUUCCAUAUGAAGCAAACAUGGACAAAAAUGGCGUCACAUAUGAUGCUUACACAAUGGACAGGUGGACCAAGUCCGACAGAACCGAUCUUAUGGAAGAACAAUCCGCUUGGCAAUCCGGACAACCCUGGAACAGACUCGACAAAAUGGGAACUAACUUGAAACAGAUGGUUGCUGGUCCUGACGGAAAUCCGAUGGGGGUGUUUUCAGGAAAAUCAGGAGUUAGAAUUGGAAUAGCUGGUGCAGGGGAGCCUACUCUUACAGACUUUGGUGAUUUAUUUGCAAACUUUAUAUACAAUGGACAUGGAGGAAGCAUGGAGGUUCCUGUUGUAAGGGGAGCAACUCUACUUACUCAUAUCUUAAAGAACGCCAAUCCAGUAAUUAAACCAUACUGUCUGAGUUCUAUCAAUGGACAUGCUGUUAAAUUUGGUUGUCCUAUGGAACCGUCAGCGGCAGAUGGAGGAAGUGGAUAUUUAACUGGAGUCUGUCAUGGUGGGAAUCUCCAUAUCAGCCUUCACAAUACUCGACCUAUAAAAGAUGUCACUAAGUUACAAUGGGCUGCCCAAACUCAACACACGUGGCAACAGAAAACAAUGAGGAGCUGUGAUGCUAGUCAUUGCAAGGUUUCGUCUGAUGGUAAAACGGUUUCCAUAGUAAUACCAAACGCUUCAGGUACAAUGGCUUUUGCUGUGAACUAUAUCGGACAUUAUGUUCUACCGCUCAGUUGGGGAGACCAUCCUAAAACAGCCGCGUGUACAGGAUCCGGAAAAAGGUCAGUUCAGUCUAAACGAGGAGUAGAAGAUAUUAGUGUGAUAGCUAAAUGUGACAGUAAUCGUAACCUAGAGAUUCGCGUUGAUACCGGAAGUACCAAUAAUAUAGCAGGUGUUGAUAAAGUUCAGUACGCUGUGGAAACUACAACCAAGUGGAAACAAACACCCGCCAUGCACACAUGCACGUCCAGUACGUGCACCAGACAAGGGAUUGAUGUAAUCAUCAAGAAGAAAGUGACCGCAGAUACAGUCCGGGUAGCUCUAAACAUCAUCGGGUAUACAACCCUGCCCAUGGGCAACUGGUUUGAGAAGGCUUACGUUGUUCAUUGUGGUGGUAGCGCUGUAAACAGUGGUAACAAAGGAGGUAACACUAACCACAUUACCACAGCUCCAGAGACAGGUCAUACGGCUAAACCAAAGAUAGUCAACACCCUGGCCGCCAACAAAAAAUUCCUUCUGGAGCUCAACGAACCUGGCGAUGAGCUGCCCCACCAGACACGAAAGUUUGUUUUGUACUUUACUGAAGCUGUCCAAGGCUCAGUUGACGAAGCUAAUGGACAAAUAACGUUCUCUGUGCCCCAUUCUGGUAAUGCUUACUCUGGUUUGGUACAGCUUGGCUAUCUGGGAGCUGGUCCAAGGGGUGAUAAAAGGAACGAUAAUUAUUUGGACCCACAUGCCGAAGUUUAUUCAUACAAACCUCACGUAUCUUAUUGUGUCAGUGAUGCCCGGAACAAGGGUUACAUGAGUUUCGAAUGGAUGGCUAAAGAUAAAUCUGGUAGAGAAGCCGCGAACGGAAAACUGAUGAUGGUAGCAAUGCCGCACCAGGAACUGUUACUGAAGAACACCAACCCACAUGGCUUAAAGAAUUCCGUGUAUGGUUUCAAGACAGUAUCAGCAAAUGAUUGGCUGUUGGAACAUGAUCUUCAGCCAGCUUCUAUGGAACCACAAAGUGCUGCUGUUGAUAGAAUCAAACACGAUUCCACAAAUCAUAAGCUUAUACUUGAUGCUAUUGAGCGAGAUGCUGCUAAUGUAAAUCUAAUGUCAACAUGUGCCCAUUCUGAUAGUUAUAAUGUUGGUAAAGCUCUCGGUCUAGUUUCGCGACUCGCCAGUAUCUCGAGAGCAUUUGGUACCAAUCAUUAUCAAAAACUAGAUGACUCCAUUAAAACCUGUCUAGACAAGUGGUUGAGAAUUGACGAUACGUUGGACAAUAAAUGGAAGUUUCACUAUGAUAAUGUUUGGGGUGGAAUGUUUUUACGAGGAACAGAUGGUGGUCUAGAAUUUGGCACUGAUUACGGCUUCCCCUACUACAACGAUCAUCAUUUUCAUCUUGGGUAUUUUCUCUACGCUAUAGCAUAUUAUGUGAAACAUCACCAGAACUGGGGAAGGACUAAUAAGGCCAGAAUAUAUGCGAUAGCACGUGAUGUGGGAAAUCCGUCUUAUAAAGAUACCCGAUUCCCAGUGGUACGACAUAAAGAUAUCUACACCGGUUUCUCGUGGGCUACCGGAGUAGUUCCUGGUGAAAGACAGGAGGAAUCAGCCUCAGAGAGUAUAAACUGCUAUCACGGAUUAGCAGCACUGGGAGACGCCUUCGGUGAUCAACAAUUACGACAUGUCGGACAAAUUAUGUUAGCAUCAGAAAUCCUGUCUGUAAGAGAAUAUUGGCAAGUGCGUCAACACAACCGUCACAAUUUCCCACCCAUGCUACAACAGAUCGGAGUGGUCGGUCAGAUCGCAGAGAAUGCAUUCUAUGUAUACACCUUAGACUGGGCAUGUGAUCCAAACAGAUUUCCAAUGCGACAUGGGUGUCUUGUUGGUAUACAAGUUAUUCCAUUAACUGCAGCUUCAAAAUACUGGGUGGAUAAGGAAUGGGCCAGUAGUAUUAAACAAAGUUGUGAAUGGGCGAUUGAUCCAGCUCAGUCACCCCAAUAUCAUCUCACAAACCCUGGUGACAUGAGACAACUAGCAGUGGGAUGGAAGGCUUUCUGUCAUGCUGCUUUGGCACCUCUUGAUACAUCACAUCGAACCAAGGCAGUGGAAUAUUUGAAAACAAAACGACCCCAAGAUCUUGUUGGUGGAACUGGUUCAGCAAGCACAUUGCUUUUUAUUUUAGGGUCUACCUAAGAUUGUCUACUGAUUAUGUUGAGGUCUAAUAAACAUUUAAAACAAUUUAA